CAUGUUGUGGUCACACAUCCAUGAUUUACAAGACUCACUACUGCAUUCGACAAAAAACUCCAAUGGUCCAUCACAGAGUAAUGCUGAGGUGUUUUGUUAGCAGGAGCCUUUUGACCAAUCCUGUCGCAGGUCAAACAAGAAAUAUGUCUGGGGGCAGUCUUGCUGGGUCUCAAAGCAGUCUUGCAGGGAAGGUCGCCGUAGUGACUGCCUCCACUGAUGGAAUUGGUCUGGCUGCAGCUCAGGCUCUCGGUCAGAGAGGGGCUCACGUUGUGGUGAGCAGCAGACGUCAGUCCAACGUGGACAAGGCCGUGGCACUACUGCAGAGUGAGAAGAUACAAGUGACCGGAACGAUUUGCAACGUUGGGAAAAGUGAAGACAGAGAAAGACUGGUUAACAUGACAGUGGAACAUUGUGGAGGUAUAGACAUCCUGGUCUCGAACGCAGCAGUCAAUCCUUUCUUUGGAAACAUCAUGGACUCCACAGCAGCAGUCUGGGAUAAGAUCCUGGAUGUGAAUGUUAAGGCAGCCUUUCUUAUGACCCAACUGGUGGUGCCUCACAUGGAGAAGAGGGGGGGCGGGAGUGUUGUAUUUGUGUCCUCUGUCGCCGGCUACCAGCCUAUGCAGGCCCUCGGUCCUUACAGUGUGAGUAAGACGGCCCUAUUGGGCCUAACCAGAGCCUUGGCCCCUGAACUGGCCCAGAGCCACAUCCGUGUCAACUGUGUGGCCCCCGGCGUCAUCAAGACCCGCUUCAGCCAAGCAUUGUGGCAGGACGAAGACGUUGUGGAUGAGUUCAAGAAGCAGCUUAGCAUUAAAAGGUUGCCUUCAACUUCAUUCUUAGGGGUUGGGGAGCCAGAGGAGAUCGGUGGAGUGAUCGCUUUCCUGUGCUCUAAGGACGCGUCCUACAUCACUGGAGAGACCAUCACUGUGACUGGAGGGAUGAGCUGCAGGUUGUGAGACUUGUCGGGCUGUAAUGUGUCAAUAGAAUCUGGCCACGCUGACUGACUGGGACGCUCAAAAUUAAACAAUGCUUGUAAUGUAAGAAUGGACUGCAAGACAGGUAGAUUUAUUCUACAUUGCAGAGAAAUGGAAUCCUCUAAGACUGUAGUGACAUGAGGACACUAAGGCAGGAAGUGGACAGUGUUGACACCAUUCCUGACAUUCUCGGUAUGCUUUUCAGUGGGCUCUAUACUGUGUAUUGGGUUAAUAACAAAUGAACACAAUGUAUUAUUACUACACUUCAAAGACUGUCACAGCACACUAAAGCAUUUGAGCUCACAAGCAGGGUCCAAAUGUCUGUUUUCCCUCUGUCCCACCAUCAAGCCCUUAGGAACUAUAACUACAUUGCCUUAACGCUGUCAUACAUGUUUGAUUAUUGGACUUCAUAAAUAUACAUACAGGAACUAGUAAAUACAACAUGUAUUAUACACAAUUAAAAUUGUAGUUCUUCACACUAAGACAUUGGAUGUGUGAAAAAUAACUUAUUUGGCAGAUGCAUAAAUUUCCCUUUGAUUCAUUAUUUGCUUUUUGAAGAUCCUGCAUCUGGUUAUUGGAAAAGGACAAUUGAACUCUAUAAUUAUAUAUAAGUCAAACUAAUUAGCAAAACUCUUCUCGAUUUGUGCAAGUUUUUUCCUCAUCAAUAUGUCAAGAUAUUCCUAUUACCCCUAAAAGAAAAUGUGUUGGCCAAUUAAACUGACAAGUAUUACAGCACACAGGUAGUGCAGUUUUAGUAACAGGGCAAUCCUUUUGACUUCACAAUAAAAGUCACCCAGGUUUUUUAAAAUGCUUAUUCCAAAGUGAUUCAGAUACAAAGAAUCGUAAAACUCUGCUAGUAGAACAUAUUAAAUAUUUUCUUACAGUG
Messenger RNA from Oncorhynchus masou masou (cherry salmon), 1857 nucleotides. RefSeq names its product dehydrogenase/reductase SDR family member 4-like. Gene Ontology annotation, molecular function: carbonyl reductase (NADPH) activity. The transcript has 9 exons. The coding region runs from base 21 to 953 and encodes 310 amino acids. The record is from RefSeq and is a predicted model, not a curated record. Lineage: Eukaryota; Metazoa; Chordata; Actinopteri; Salmoniformes; Salmonidae.